AUGGCUCCCAUCACAGAAGAGGUCGUCCACGGUCUGAAGGACAUGAUCGAGAAGCUUGAGAACCGUGUGCAGGAGUUGGAGGGCCGUCUCGGCGGCGAAUCCAAGCCUAAGUCUAUCGCCGAGCAGAUGCGCAUCGUCCUUAUGGGACCCCCCGGUGCUGGCAAGGGUACUCAGGCGCCCCGGCUUAAGGAGAAGUACUGCGUGUGCCACCUGGCUACCGGUGAUAUGCUGCGGUCCCAGGUCGCCAAAAAGACUGAGCUCGGAAAGGAGGCCAAGAAGAUCAUGGACCAGGGUGGUCUUGUCAGCGAUGAGAUCAUGGUCAACAUGAUCAAGAACGAGCUCGACACCAACACUGAGUGCAAGAACGGAUUCAUUCUGGAUGGCUUCCCUCGUACCGUUGCUCAGGCCGAGCGUCUUGAUGACAUGCUCGAAGCUCGUAAGCAGAAGCUCCAGCAUGCUAUUGAGCUGCAGAUCGACGAUGCCCUCCUGGUCGCCAGAAUAACUGGACGUCUUGUCCACCCUGCCUCUGGACGGUCGUACCACAAGAUCUUCAACCCUCCCAAGAACGAUAUGAAGGAUGAUGUCACUGGCGAGCCCCUGAUUCAACGUUCCGAUGACAACGCCGAGACGCUGAAGAAGCGUCUUUCGACUUACCACGCCCAGACCGCCCCUGUCGUCGAAUACUACAAGAAGACCGGUAUCUGGCGAGGCAUUGACGCCAGCCAGGAGCCUGGCCAGGUAUGGAAGAGCUUGCUUGGUGUUUUCCAGAAGUAA
Messenger RNA from Aspergillus fischeri NRRL 181, 774 nucleotides. RefSeq names its product adenylate kinase ADK1 (gene adk1). Gene Ontology annotation, molecular function: AMP kinase activity; ATP binding. Lineage: Eukaryota; Fungi; Ascomycota; Eurotiomycetes; Eurotiales; Aspergillaceae. Gene Ontology annotation, biological process: ADP biosynthetic process. Bases 1 to 774 code for a protein of 257 amino acids. The transcript has 4 exons. Gene Ontology annotation, cellular component: mitochondrion; cytoplasm. The record is from RefSeq and is a predicted model, not a curated record.